Molecule: messenger RNA, 1636 nt
Organism: Phragmites australis (common reed)
Lineage: Eukaryota; Viridiplantae; Streptophyta; Magnoliopsida; Poales; Poaceae
Product: branched-chain-amino-acid aminotransferase 2, chloroplastic-like
Exons: 10
Coding region: 167-1471 (434 amino acids)
Biological process (GO): branched-chain amino acid metabolic process
Molecular function (GO): branched-chain-amino-acid:2-oxoglutarate transaminase activity
Source: RefSeq, a predicted model, not a curated record
AAAAGUUCAACAUCUCCUACCUAAACCCUAACGAGCUAACCGAUCAGCCAUUGUGUCCAUUGCUGGCCGAGAAGGUUAGUUGGAGCUGCUUGCAGGUCCUUGACGAGUACAAGGCCGUCGUAACUGUGCGAUACUGAUCAACUGAGAUCUCGUGGGCCGCGCGUGCAUGGCUGUGCUGUCGUCUGCGAAGGGCGCCGUUCUCCCGGGAGCUUGCGGCGGCCGAGCCCUGGCCCUGACGAGGGUCCUGGGGAGCGGCCUCCGCGGGGCGUUCGCAACGAUGGUUCUUCCUCCUGCCGCCAUGGCAAUGGGAUCAAUGUUCAGAGCUUGCAGUAACCGCCUUCUUUUCGCUGCUCUCAACACGCAGGCCGGAGGCAGCGGCUCGCUUCUCCCGCACCGGUGGGCGUCGUCGCUGCCACAGCCGGACCCCGUCGACAGGUCCGACGAGGACGGCGGCGGCGACAUCGACUGGGACAACCUCGGGUUCGGGCUCACCCCGACCGAUUACAUGUACGUCAUGCGGUGCUCACUGGAAGACGGCGACGGCUUCUCCCGCGGCGAGCUCAGCCGCUAUGGCAACAUCGAGAUCAGCCCCUCCUCCGGCGUCCUCAACUACGGCCAGGGGCUGUUCGAGGGGAUGAAGGCGUACCGGCGGCCGGACCGGGCGGGGUACACGCUGUUCCGGCCGGAGGAGAACGCGCGGCGGAUGCAGCACGGCGCGGAGCGCAUGUGCAUGCCGGCCCCCUCGGUCGAGCAGUUCGUCCACGCAGUCAAGCAGACCGUCCUCGCCAACAGGCGCUGGGUGCCACCGCAAGGAAAGGGAGCGCUGUACCUCCGGCCCCUGCUCAUCGGGAGCGGCGCGAUUCUUGGGUUGGCUCCGGCUCCCGAGUACAGGUUCCUGAUCUACGCCGCACCAGUAGGAACGUACUUCAAGGAGGGCCUCGCGCCGAUAAACCUGGUGAUCGAGGACGGCAUCCACCGCGCGAUGCCUGGCGGGGCCGGCGGGGUCAAGACGAUCACCAACUACGGACCGGUGCUCAAGGCGCAGAUGGACGCCAAGAGCAAGGGUUUCUCGGACGCGCUAUACCUCGACUCGGUCCACAAGAGGUACCUGGAGGAGGUAUCCUCGUGCAACGUGUUCGUCGUCAAGUGCGGCGUCGUGGCCACGCCGGCCACCAGGGGCACCAUCCUGCCGGGGAUCACGCGCAAGAGCGUCAUCGAGCUCGCCAGGGACCGCGGCUACAAGGUUGAAGAACGCCUCGUUUCCGUCGAUGAUUUGAUGGAUGCGGACGAGGUCUUCUGCACGGGGACGGCGGUGGUGGUUGCUCCGGUGUCGACAGUUACUUACCAGGGACAGAGGUACGAAUUCAGAACUGGCCCAGACACGGUGUCGCAGGAGCUGUACACGACUCUGACAUCCAUUCAGAUGGGCCUGGCCGAGGACAAGAAAGGAUGGACGGUAGCAAUAGAUUAAGGUGACAGCGCCGGGGGAAGAGCCUCGAACAUUCAUCAUUGCAGACAAGACAUUGGUCCCCUUCGAAAAGUUGUCAGUGCUGAGGCGUGAAGAUUUGAUGCGCAUUGAUCUUCCAUGACAACCCUGCAUCGACAUUUACAUUUCAUUGUACAUCACAGGCCCUGA